Vicia villosa (hairy vetch) is the source of this 1788-nucleotide messenger RNA. RefSeq names its product primase homolog protein. The transcript has 13 exons. Gene Ontology annotation, molecular function: 5'-3' DNA helicase activity; single-stranded DNA binding. Bases 132 to 1193 code for a protein of 353 amino acids. The record is from RefSeq and is a predicted model, not a curated record. Lineage: Eukaryota; Viridiplantae; Streptophyta; Magnoliopsida; Fabales; Fabaceae.
GAACUCAAAACACACGCACAAAUGAAUAUAAAUUUAGAAAUCUUUUGAGGACCCAGAAAAUUAAAUUCAAAAUCAAUUAUAUUGACAUAGCAAGAGGGUAUUCAAUUGAUGAAAACACAAUCAAAUUCAACAUGUCACUCUCUCAGAGCCACUGGCUUUCUCGUUCUCUCCCCAAAUCCCUUUUCUCCAUUCCCAUAACCUAUGCAUCAAUCUCCCCCCAAACCUUCUGCUGCCAUUCAUUACCACUUUCCACCACAGAUGGUGUGAAGCAUGUUUUUGAUGAACCUAAAGUUCAAAUAUUGAAGCACAAAAUGGAACCGCUUGGUAUUACCUUAGAUAACUCUUGUUUUCCUGGGAUCUACCAUAACCUUUUUUGUCCAAAGUGUAAAGGUGGACAGUUAAUGGAGAGGAGUUUGUCUUUUCACAUUAUCACUGAUUGUGAAUUUGCAAUGUGGAGGUGUUUUAGACCCACAUGUGGUUGGGCUGGUCAGGUUUUUGCAGAUGAAAGGGAAAUGGAGAAUAAGCCUUUUGGACAAAUGGAUGAGAAGAGCAUAGGAUUGGAACCACUUGGUCCUGAGCUUGUUGCUUUCUUUAAGGAGAGACUGAUAUCAGAGAAAACCUUAAGCAGAAAUGCUGUAAUGCAACUGUCGGAUGAUAAGAAUGUUAUUGCUUUUACCUAUAAACAAAAUGGGUUGCUUGUUGGUUGUAAGUACAGAGCUAUGGAGAAAAGAUUUUGGCAGAGAAAAGGCACAGCCAAGGUACUUUAUGGACUUGACGAUAUUACUCACGCAACUGAAAUCAUCAUUGUUGAGGGGGAAAUUGAUAAGCUUUCACUUGAAGAGGCUGGCUAUCAAAAUUGUGUUAGUGUUCCCAUCGGCGCACCUGGAAAGGUUUCUUCAAAAGAUUUGCCACCAAUAGAAAAGGAUGCUGCAUAUCAAUACCUGUGGAACUGCAAAGCUUACUUGGAUAAGGCAGUUCGCAUUAUCCUGGCUACUGAUAAUGAUCCACCUGGUCAAGCUUUAGCAGAAGAACUGACCCGGCGCCUCGGACGAGAAAGGUGUUGGCAAGUACGAUGGCCAAAGAAAGAUGAAUCCACCUUCUUCAAAGAUGCAAAUGAGGUUCUCAAAUACAUGGGAGCUGAUGCUUUGAAGAGAGUAGUUGAAAACGCAGAGCCAUAUAGUAGUACUCCAUAAUUUGAUCACCUUAGCUCGAUAGGUGUAUCAUUGGUGCUUUCGUCGAUCAUGAGUACUAUUGAUAUUAUAAACUAUCUUCAAUCCAAACUUGAUGCUCGGGCAGCCAUGUUUAGAAACCUCCUUCAAACCUCACUUGAAUUGCAUUAUGAUUCCAUUCAUACUACGCUGCAUCAACACCUAUUGGAGGUGGACUGAAAAGUGUCCAACAUUUGUAACAGAACACCUACUCUGCCACCACAUUUUGGUCCAUUCACUCGCUCUCUCAAGUUGAAAGUUACUCAUUUGAUGGUUCUAAUGCGACAUAUUGGAUAUUUCAGAUUGAGUUUUUAUUGUUUUUUUUUAAUUUUCACAAAACACCAGUAAUUUCACAUCUACACAUUGUUGUUUUUCACAUGGAUGGUUGCGUUGGUGCAUGGUUUCAAUGGGCAAUCCGUUGUUUUUAGAUGUUCAACAUCCUUGGCCCAUAGUGUAUGAAGAUGUUGAAUGUAACCUUUCCAAGUUUUGUCAUGGGUCUGUAACAGACUUCCACGCCCAAGUUAAGGAUCUUAUGAACAAGGUUAAUGGAACUCAUGAACCUUUACUUAUCAUUUUUUCA